Gilbertella persicaria is the source of this 1218-nucleotide messenger RNA. RefSeq names its product legume-like lectin family-domain-containing protein. The coding region runs from base 162 to 1073 and encodes 303 amino acids. NCBI's taxonomy places the organism in Eukaryota, Fungi, Mucoromycota, Mucoromycetes, Mucorales, Choanephoraceae. The transcript is spliced from 6 exons. The record is from RefSeq and is a predicted model, not a curated record. Gene Ontology annotation, molecular function: D-mannose binding. Gene Ontology annotation, biological process: endoplasmic reticulum organization; Golgi organization; endoplasmic reticulum to Golgi vesicle-mediated transport. Gene Ontology annotation, cellular component: endoplasmic reticulum-Golgi intermediate compartment; endoplasmic reticulum membrane; COPII-coated ER to Golgi transport vesicle.
GGAUCGUUUAAUGGACAGACCGAGAAAUGGCAUUUAAAGUAAACCCCGUAGCAAUCUCUGGUUGGGUGUGCAACUCAUAAAUUAUUUAAACUCCAUUUAUAAAUCAGAAAACGCGCCUUUUCUCCUUUUUUUCUUCUUUUCUUCUUGUUUAUUCUCUAAAGAUGCGCUCUGUUUUCCUAGUGCUGUCCAGUGUGCUUGCAGCAUGUACAGCCGUACUUGCUCAAGGAACUGCUUCUAUGCGAACACACUCUAUUUCCAUGCCUUACAUUGAUGAUGAACUCCAGAAUAGAUGGUUUGAUUUUGGUGGUAAUACAAUCAUUAAUACCAAUCACCAAAUUCGUUUAACUUCAACAAAGCAAUCUCAACUUGGUUAUUUGUGGUCUCGCUUGCCUUUGAUUGGUGAUCAUUUCCAAAUUGAAUUCGAGUACAAAGUAGAUGGUAGUUCUGGACACCUUUAUGGUGACGGUUUUGCUAUGUGGCUCACCAAACAAAGAAUGACAGAAGGUCCUGUUUUCGGUGCUGCUGAUCAUUUCCAAGGUCUCGGUAUCUUUUUUGACACUUAUGAUAAUGAAAGAGCUCAUCGCCAUACUUUCCCCUAUGUCAUGGCUAUGCUCGGUGAUGGUAUGAAGUCUUACAACAAUGACAAAGAUGGUAGUGAUACUGAACUUGCUGGUUGUGAGGCUGAUUUCAGAGGCAAAGGAUUCCCUACCCGUGCUCGUUUCACUUAUCACAAGAACAACUUUAUUACAUUGGAAUUAAUGUGGCGUCAAGAUGAUCAAUGGGACUUGUGCUUCAAGAAGCACGGUGUUGCUCUUCCUGAACAAAUUUACCUCGGUUUCAGUGCUCACACUGGUGAAGUAACAGACAACCAUGACAUUAUUUCAGUGACCACCAAGUCAAUUCCUCCUGCUGUCUUGGAAAGUGCUCCCCAACCUCCUCGUCCUGCCAAAUCAUCUAGUUCUGGUGGUAUCCUUUCUGUCAUGUUCAAGAUGUUCUUGGCUGCUGGUCUCGUAGGUGUCCUUUUCGUUGGUUACCGUUUCUAUGACCAAAAGAAUAGAAUGAAGCGAUUCUAAAUCAGAUAAUUCUAACCAAUCAUAUCCAACACAGUGUAUAAAUAUAUUUUUUUCUCUUUAUUAUUGAGAUUAUCGUGGCACAUAGAGUUCAGCAGGUGCAGAAGCAGUAUGUGUAGGGACUGGAGGAUAGUAGUGUUGUUGUUGC